Molecule: messenger RNA, 1071 nt
Organism: Trypanosoma theileri
Lineage: Eukaryota; Euglenozoa; Kinetoplastea; Trypanosomatida; Trypanosomatidae
Exons: 1
Coding region: 1-1071 (356 amino acids)
Source: RefSeq, a predicted model, not a curated record
AUGUCUAUUCGUGCUGUGCCGCAUCCCAGUGGGGUGCCUGUGCGGUUUGACAGUCGCUGGCAUCAAUACACCGCCGGUCAGCCGCCGACGGCCCUCCGGCCGGUCUCCCGCCUUCUCGACCGGCACUUCCCCUUCGACGAGCCGCGGGUGGUGGCCGCCGUCGCCCGCAAGUCGGGCCUCCCGCCGGCGGAGGUGCGGGCCGCGUGGACCCGGCAGGCGCUCUUGGGGAAAAACAUCCACGAGUACAUCGAGAACACCCUGCGGGGACUCCCACCACCCACAUGGACACUCCUCCUGAAACGACAGCAGAAGCGGGAGGAGAUGGAAAAGAUAAACGGGAAUAAUAAUAAUAAUAAUAAUAAUAAUAAUAAUAAUAAUAAUAAUAAUAAUAAUAAUAUGAAGAGUAAGAGUAAGAAGACGAAGAAGAAGGGAAGUAAGAGUGAGGAGGAUACAGAGACGGGGAAAAAGGGAGGGGGAACAGAAAAGUCUAUUGAAGAAGCCAUGUUGCAUGGAGAAGAGGCGGCUUAUAUGGUAGUUGCCGAUCGCGUUGUGGAGAAGAUCAUUAAACAUUACGAUAUCAUUGCCGUUGAACAGGUGAUUGCAAGUCCAUCAUGGGGAAUAGCGGGUACUGUAGACUUUAUUGCUCGUAAUAAACAAACACAUAAACUUCUCAUUGGUGAUUGGAAAACAAGUGGAAGUGUAACGAGUGCUUUUCGCUUUGGUUCCUUUGAAACUCCCUGCACGGGAUGUCUCUUACAUCUCCCUAACAGUAAAUUCUACCGUUACGCCAUGCAAGUGAUUAUAUACGGAGAAAUACUUAAACAUGAAAAGUAUCUCAUGAAUGGCUUCUUUGGACAUCAAGUGAAACCCGUUAGUAAAGCCCUUUCAGAGAUUAACGUUAAUCCACGUGAUGUUCAUGAGGCCCUAGAGUAUGGUAUUGUACAGUUAUCAAAGAAUGAAGAAGGGGAAGUGUGUGCAGAGUUUAAAAAGGUAACAGAGAACACUGUAUUGCCAGUGGAUGCGGGGGAUUUGACAUUCAGAGAACUGUUGAAAAAUGUCAUGACGGCUUAG